GGUCCUGCUUGGAGAGAGACGACGACGACAUCAGCAGCACGGCAUUACAGGGAACACCAUGCAUCUUAUGCUCACGAGACGAGUGGACGCUCACAUUUUUUCGCUUUAUUGUUUUUGAUUUGCGUUAUUUUUGUUGCGUCUUUUCUUUCUUUUCUCCCCUCCUCCUCCUUUUCACCCAAUCUCUGACGCGCAAGGACACUACAGCAUCCAUCCACGGCAGAAACGCUCGCAUAGAGCAUCCUCUGUACAGACGCACCAACCAUCCUCCUCCUUCCUUCCUUCCUCCCACUCUCCUCCUCUUCUCUUUUGUCGUUCUGUUCUAACCCAGAGGACAUCGGGACCUCUUCUAUUUCCCCACUUUGCCCGGAGACAUGGAUCUAUGGUUUCAUUCGAUCCGGAUUUGCUGGUGGAGGGUUUUGUUUCUGAUGAGUGUUUUCCAGGACUAUCUGAGCUCCAUGCUGGACUGCCCGCCGACCUGCAGCUGCUCUCAAACAGAGAUCUUUUGCAAUAAGUCCGACAACGGCAGGUUUUUCCCUUUACUCGCCAUGCAAGAUCCUGGGAGCAAUGGGACCAGCGGUGACAUAGCGGAGUUAUUCAAAAACAUCACCUCUAUACACAUAGAGAACUGGACAGGAUUGCAGACUCUGAGAGACGUCGAUAUGGAGCUCUACACCGGACUACAGAGGCUAACUAUCAUGAAUUGUAACCUGAGGGUGAUCCAGGCUCGAGCGUUUGCUCAGAACCCACACCUACGCUACAUAAACUUGUCAAAGAAUCCUCUCACCACGCUGUCAUGGCAGCUCUUCCAGCACCUCCAACUCUCCGAGCUGCAUUUGGAUGGCGUGGUGUUUGACUGCGGCUGUGACAUCCGUUGGAUCCAGCUGUGGCAGCAGAGAGGAGAAGCAGGGCUUCACACACAGCAGUUGUACUGCAGGAAUGGAGCCUCCAAGAUACGACUGCACAACAUGUACAUCCACAACUGUGACUUACCAGAGAUCAGUGUGAGCCACAGCAGUGUGUUGGUGAUGGAGGGUGACAAUGUGACGGUGAGCUGUAAUGGAUCUGGAUCACCACUGCCUGAAGUAGACUGGACUGUCAGCGGCCUGCAUUCCAUCAACACACACCUGUCAAAUGUGUACUGGCCCAACAUCCACUCCAUCAACCUCACUCUUUUCAACAUCAGCCGAGAUGACAACAACUUCCAGCUAACCUGCAUCGCGGAGAACGUGGUGGGGAUGACCAACUUCUCCAUCCAGCUCAACGUUCAGUUUCCUCCAGUCAUCCUGAAGCUGUCUGAGCCCCAGCGGCGCCUCGAUACCUGCAUUGAAUUCACCGUUCGGGGUUACCCCCAUCCCAAGCUGCGCUGGUUCCACGAGCAGAAGGAAAUUAUUCAGAACGACUACAUCCGAACCGACAUGGACUUCUACCAGGACUAUCUCGAGGGCUGUCUGACUUUCCAGAACCCAACUCACAUCAACAAUGGCAACUAUACCCUGGAGGCCAGCAACCCUCUGGGAACAGCCACCAGGACGGUGUAUGGUCACUUCCUUGGAGACCCUGAUCCAGAAGAACCCGUGGAACCAGUCACGCAGCCGGAUGAGAGUCCAGGACGAGAUGAAGAUACAUUUGGGGUUUCCAUUGCUGUGGGUUUGGCGGGUUUUGCUUGCGUCCUCCUCCUGGUCCUUUUUGUUCUCAUCAACAAAUACGGCCGGCGCUCCAAAUUCGGUAUGAAAGGACCAGUAGCUGUAAUCAGCGGUGAGGAAGACUCUGCUAGCCCUCUCCAUCAUGUCAACCACGGGAUUAUUACCCCUUGUACUCUGGAUGCUGGUCCUGAUGCGGUUGUCAUAGGGAUGACGCGUAUUCCUGUGGUGGAGAAUCCUCAGUACUUUAGACAUGGACACAACUGCAACAAGCCAGCCACCCUUGUCCAGCACAUAAAGCGGAGAGACAUCAUCCUGAAGAGGGAGUUGGGUGAGGGAGCCUUCGGUAAAGUCUUCUUGGCAGAAUGUUACAACCUCAGUCCCACCAAGGACAAGAUGCUGGUGGCCGUCAAGACUCUGAAAGAUCCCAACCUGUCAGCCAGGAAGGACUUCCAGAGGGAGGCCGAGUUGCUGACCAACCUGCAGCACGACCACAUCGUUAAAUUCUAUGGAGUGUGUGUAGAUGGAGACCCUCUCAUCAUGGUGUUUGAAUACAUGAAGCAUGGAGACCUCAACAAGUUCCUCAGAGCCCACGGCCCAGAUGCCAUGAUCCUGGUAGACGGCCAACCGCUGCAGUCCAAUGGGGAGCUGGGCCUUUCCCAGAUGCUGCACAUCGCCACCCAGAUUGCCUCAGGCAUGGUUUACCUGGCCUCCCAGCACUUUGUGCACAGAGAUCUGGCUACCCGCAACUGCCUGGUGGGCAACGGCCUGCUGGUCAAAAUUGGAGACUUCGGCAUGUCCAGGGACAUCUACAGCAGUGACUACUACAGGGUUGGAGGACAUACCAUGCUACCUAUUCGCUGGAUGCCCCCAGAGAGCAUCAUGUACAGGAAGUUCUCCACAGAAAGCGAUGUCUGGAGCUUUGGAGUCAUUCUGUGGGAGAUCUUUACCUAUGGGAAGCAGCCUUGGUUUCAGCUGGGUAACAACGAGGUCAUUGAGUGCAUAACCCAGGGUCGGGUUCUGGAGAGGCCACGGAUUUGUCCUAAGGAGGUUUAUGACAUCAUGCUGGGCUGCUGGCAGAGGGAACCGCAGCAGCGACUGAACAUUAAGGACAUUCAGAAGGUCCUGUUCGCCAUGGGAAAAGCCACGCCGGUCUACCUGGACAUCCUGGGCUAGCAGCGGCCCGUGAGUGGCCUCGCCAGACGCAAAGAUCGACAGAGACAUACAGACAGAACGACCCACGCGGAUCCAGGAAUAACCAAACCAACCUGUUCCACUGUCGAGAAACACCUGCAUUGUUUGGGAAGGACUUAAGUGCCUGCAACACUUUUGGAUAUAGUGGAUAAAACGUAUUCAAAAAACACGCACUUUUACAUUUUGUUUACUUGUGUAUACGAUGUACAGGUUUGAAGAAGACUUUUUGGUUUUGUUUUUGUUUUUCCUUGAAAAACUGCAAAAAUACACAAAAAUGGAGACAGAAAGGGAAGUGGACUGGCAGUAGGAAAAUGGCUGC
Archocentrus centrarchus (flier cichlid) is the source of this 3153-nucleotide messenger RNA. It is a transcript of the gene ntrk3b, whose product is annotated as neurotrophic tyrosine kinase, receptor, type 3b. Gene Ontology annotation, cellular component: signaling receptor complex; plasma membrane; axon. Gene Ontology annotation, biological process: cellular response to nerve growth factor stimulus; cell surface receptor protein tyrosine kinase signaling pathway; positive regulation of neuron projection development. Bases 372 to 2816 code for a protein of 814 amino acids. NCBI's taxonomy places the organism in Eukaryota, Metazoa, Chordata, Actinopteri, Cichliformes, Cichlidae. The transcript has 17 exons. The record is from RefSeq and is a predicted model, not a curated record. Gene Ontology annotation, molecular function: transmembrane receptor protein tyrosine kinase activity; neurotrophin receptor activity; neurotrophin binding.